Molecule: messenger RNA, 3882 nt
Organism: Styela clava
Lineage: Eukaryota; Metazoa; Chordata; Ascidiacea; Stolidobranchia; Styelidae
Biological process (GO): telomere maintenance via telomere lengthening; positive regulation of DNA replication
Cellular component (GO): CST complex
Molecular function (GO): telomeric repeat DNA binding; single-stranded DNA binding
Source: RefSeq, a predicted model, not a curated record
CCCUCGUUUGUGAGACACAUAGAGUGUUUGUUUUAUUGAGCCAAAUGGAGGGAAAUUCUUGGAAUUUGGAUAGUGUGUUGUACUGACGUAGCUGCUGGUGGGAUGCCAGAUUUCCGUCUUCAUUAAGUUCAAGCAUCUGCAACGAAUACUUCCUAACCAUUCCCAUAUAUGAUAAUAUGUAUUAUGAAGCCAACCUAAUCAGCUCUUUUCCCCAAGAAAGUUUGUGAAUAUGAAAAUGCUAUGCAAAAUCUGAUAUAAAUGUAGAAUCAAAUUGUUUCCUUUAUUUUUCUUGUAUCACCAGUAUAUAAAUUGUACUAGCCAGCUAUCGUUAAUGUCACUCGCUGAAUUUCUAAACAACAACGAAUAUUUGGAUUCUGACUUGCGGGAAAAUCCAGUAACACGAUCAUGGGCCAAGAAACUCUAUAUACACAUCGAUCGUUUCAUUUCUCCUAAUUUGGAGCGUAAAAAUGAUUCUACCUGCGAAAUUGCCUGCAACUUGAUGAAACACAUCAAAAACAGUAAGGACUCGAAAUUGUCAAAUCCAAUUGAAAUCUCAAAAUUGGAAACUGGUUUUUCAAAACCAGAGCAAUCAGAUGGAGUACUCGACCAUUUAAAUUGUAUGGACAAGAAUAAAUCAGAAGUUGAAAAACCAUUUGUGAUUGGUGUCUUAUCAGCAUCUGGCAGAGUGAAGAAUGCUUUUUAUAUUUGCGAUGCCGGGGGCCGAGCACUUUGUCAUAUGGUACAACCCGAGCCCUGUUACCCAGGUUCUGUAGUGCUGAUUGAAAAAUGGAGGGUGCGAGUUGUUGAUGACUUUGAGUAUCUUCCUUGUUGUAUUGAAGUUUUAUCAAAACCUGUUGUACUUUAUCAGAAAAUCGAAAAUGUUAAUAAAACUGUCACAGCCAUCUCUGGCAUCAGUAUAUCUGGUUUUGUCUCGAAUGUUUCAUCUUGUCUGAGACUGAAGGGUUUGUAUUACGUAAUCACUAUUGUGCAGUUGGACGCAAAAAUAAGGAACGUUUUAGUCACCGAAAACAAUUUCUCUCACUGGGUUUUAUGUGUUAUGCGUGGUUCCAAGGUCACAAUUUCAAGGUUAAAGUCCUGUGAUUUACUGAACAGCGGGGAGCGCUUUAAAGUCCUAAUGCCAUUGUCGGAUUCUGAAAUGAUAAUUCAAGAUCAUCCUUUAUUGAAUAUACCCUCAGAUACACCACUUGCAAAAAGUUUGUUUUGGAGGUUUCUAGAGAUCGCGUCUUUGCAGUCUGAUGACACUGAUCGCCUUGAUGAUAUAGCUUGCCCAGCAUAUUACGGUAAAAUCUCAACCUUGCUAAGUCCUGAGCUCGGCAUCUUUUCAUUGGACUCUGGUGCUGUCAUUUUGCAUUGCACAUAUUUAAUAUGUGAAGACCUUGGCUAUGCAUUGUGUCCUGGUGCUUCCAUCCUUGUGACAAAGGCCCAUUAUGCUUACGUUGAUCGAAAUAAUUCAACUCAUUUAAUCUGCUGUGCACGAAGUAACAUUAUCGUUAUCAAACAUUCUGAUUCUGUGGUUUCUACAUGGCAACCUUUGUAUGUUAGUCGGAACAGGUUUAUACAGAAAUAUCUUGUAAACAGCCGAUUUCUUCAAAACCCAAUUUGCACUUUCUAUCUGCUAGAAUUGAUUGAAAACCUGAUCGUACUCUUCCCGUUUCUAUCUGCAAAAGCAUUAAUGGGUUUGCCGUUAGACAAUGAAUACUUUUCUAUUUUGCCAUGGUUGCUUUUCAGAGAUGCAUUAUCGAAUCUAACUGAUUUUACCACAGACAGGUUGCCUUUCGUUGAAUGCUUGAAAACUCCUCAUUCUUGUCUUGUUCAAAGAAUGAUUGAAAUGUCAAAAUCGACAUUUUCGUUGACAUCAAUAAAUGAUUUAAAGGAAAGAAUAUUGUUCAAAUUUUCGAAUAGUAUGAAUUCACAAGAUGAUUUUUAUUGCUUUAAUGUUUUUGAUUGUGAAGAUUUGAGAUCUUACAAAACAUCGUGUUGGAGGGAUAACUUGAUUCUAAUGGGUUUGUUAAGUGGUAACGUAAAAUCCGGUAAUCUUCAGCUUUCCGAUUCAAAAGGUUCUAUAGACUGUCUGUUACUAAAGUCAAGCGAUUCUAAUUCAUAUCUGCCGUGCCUUGAUGACAUGGACUGCCUGGUAAGGAUAACGAAAUUCAUUGUAAUUGUGGAGUCAUUGGAAGCGCAGGAGUCACCAACUUUCGUGACUUGCUCUGAGGACAUUCCCAGCACAUCAGAAAUCUUCAAUCAUGAGAAAAGAUCGGAAAUAAUAUGUAUUGCCUUCUCUGAUUCCGAUGUCGACGUUCUACACAGGCCAACAGGUAUCUUGGUUAAUCAACAUCGAAAACUAGGAUGCUCCGAUCAAAUUAUGAACCACAAAGAUCUACUUGAACCACCUUCAAAACAGCAUGCAAGUUUUGUGAUAUAUGUUCUUCUUACAAACAUUAACUAUAUGGAACAUUCGAGUUUUAACUGCAAUGGGUUUUUGAUUAAUUUAACUGAUAAAGAAAGCAAUUUUCCACAAGUUAAAUUACACUUUCGGAAUCUUGUGAAGUUGAGAUCAUUUCUUCACCAUGGAAUGAUUCUUAAAAUAGUCUCUGCUUCAGAGAUUUCGCCCAAUUCAUCUGGGGUUGUAUUUAUCAACAACCAUCAUGGAAUAAAGCAUUAUGAUCGUUCAAAUGAGUUAACCGAAUUCAUCUUACAAAGUGUUAAAGAAAAGUGGAAAAAUUCAGCUUUUGCAAGAUUGCUAAAAAAUGUUUAUACAACAUCGGACAUUCGUUUGAAGCCCACUGAUUCCAGAGUUUGUGUGAAGGGACUUAUAAAAGUUAAAAAAUAUUACAUGGAAAAUUGCAGCUUACGUUUACGAAUUAGUUUAGAAAAUGACCUUUGUGUAUACAUGGGUAAAGUUACUGGUUUGACCUUUCUUCCUGGAUUACUUCCUGGUUGUUCUGCGAUUUUUCGAAACAUCAAAGUGACCUCUUCACACAAAGGCAACGUUUAUGGAAAAUUCGACUCUUUAUCUUCUAUAGUUAUCGAAAGCAUUCCAAGCACUGAAUCAGGAAAGCAGUCCAAAUGCACUGGUGCGUACACAAAUUUAUUCGAAAUUGAGAAAACUGAACUUCCAAGUAAUAGUGUUGAAACUUUGGAUUUCGAUGAAAUACAAGUCAGUCUACUCUUUGAUCUGUACUUACAGAAUUGUGUAACAGAUGUUGUAAAACUGGAAGUUUCGCCGCGAACUAUUUUGAAAGUAACAAUCAGAGUUACUGAGACUACCAAAUUAUUUAACGCAAAGUGCUUAGUCGAUGACAAUACCGGGCGAAUAUUACUGUAUUUCGAUGAUAGUGGAAGAUUUUUUCAAUUUAUUAAUGCGCCCACUGAAUCUAAAAGAGAAUUUUUAAACCUACUCAAGACUUAUGGGUCAUCUGUUCUUGAGUACAACUCUCUUUUACAUGAUUCCAAUAAUUUAAUCAUGAAUUUCCCAAACCUACAACACUUGAAAGAGGAAAGAUCAUUCGCUCUCAAUUAUCUGAUCUCUCUUUGCAACAAGAUUAAUUGCUCUGUUAUGCCAAGCAAAGUAGUAUUCGCUCGUACUAGCGGGCACAUGGAAUUGUUUAAGGAAGGAACUGUGGGAGUGGGGAGCCAGGGUAAUGACCAGAUGCUGUCAAGAUAUUUGAAACUGUGUCAUGCUAACUGUAUAAAGGUGAUAUGAAUAGUGGGUGUCUCCUCAAGCACAGGAUAUGAUUUAUAUAUUUGUCCCGUUUUGAAAGGCUUAACCAUAUGGCGAACCACGGCCUCUCAUCUGGUUACCAUUCCAUGUCGGGUAUGGGAUUAGUUACCGUAGUUAUUUGUUUUUGGAAGUGUGAAUUU